This is a messenger RNA of Condylostylus longicornis, 1375 nucleotides long. RefSeq names its product protein phosphatase 1 regulatory subunit 7 (gene sds22). Gene Ontology annotation, molecular function: protein binding. The coding region runs from base 134 to 1105 and encodes 323 amino acids. The record is from RefSeq and is a predicted model, not a curated record. NCBI's taxonomy places the organism in Eukaryota, Metazoa, Arthropoda, Insecta, Diptera, Dolichopodidae. The transcript is spliced from 6 exons.
UUUGGCAUUUCAAUUGCAUUGCAGCAGUAAAUUUAUUUUAUUUAAAUUUUUAGUUUUUAUUUUGUGUACAAGAAGAGCAAAAUAAUAGAAACUAAUUUAUUUUAAUAUUAAUUUUGAUAAAUAGUUAACCGAAAUGAGCUCUGGCGAAGGAGAUUCAAGUAAAGAAAAAGAUGUGUUGCCAACUGAGGACAAUCAAAACAAACCUCAAGAUGAAGGUAGUGGAGAUGGGCCCACAAUAAAUAUUGACCCUGAAUGUUUAGAGUUAGAUUUAAAUCAUGAAAGGAUUGGAAAGUUGGAGAAUUUGGAGCCUUUAAUUAAAAUAGAAAGGCUUUAUUUGAGGUGGAAUUUGAUAAAAAAAAUUGAAAACCUUGAAACAUUGGUAACUUUGAAAGAGAUUGAGUUUCAUGACAAUCAAAUAACCAAAAUUGAGAAUUUGGAAACAUUAGUUAACCUGGAGAUAUUGGAUUUAAGUUUCAACAGACUUACUAAAAUAGAAAAUUUGGACACGUUGGUAUUAUUAGAAAGACUUUUUUUGUGUGGUAACAAAAUUUCCAAAAUAGAAAACUUGUCUCCAUUUAACAAUCUUGUUAUGUUGGAACUUGGUGAUAACAAAAUUCGAAAAAUUGAAAACCUGGAAACUUUGACUAAUUUGAGGCAAUUGUACUUAGGUAAAAAUAAAAUACCAAAAAUUGAAAACUUGGAUACACUUGUAAAUUUGGAGUGUUUAAGCCUUCAAAGUAACAGAAUUACCAAAAUAGAAAAUUUGGACAAGUUAAAAAAAUUGAAUGAACUUUACAUAUCCGAAAAUGGAAUCGAAAAAAUCGAAAAUUUAGAAGAAAAUACCGAAAUUGAAACAUUGGAUUUGGCGAAAAAUCGAUUAAAAUCCAUAGAUAAUAUUACACAUUUACAUAAUUUGGAGGAACUUUGGCUAAAUGAUAAUGAAAUUCAUGACUGGAAAAAUAUUGAAAUUCUGCAAAGUAACAAAAAUUUGGCAACUGUAUAUCUUGAGAGAAACCCAGUGGCUUCUGAAGUAUUGUAUAGGAAAAAAUUGAAACUGGCGGUCCCUUGGUUGAAAAAAAUUGAUGCAACUUUGUGUCAAUCAUAAAUUAAAAUUCUUUGCAACUAUUGUUACUUUAUUUAAAGUUCUUAUAUUGUAUGUACAUAUAAGGUUUAAGUUGCACUUUAUAAAAAAUUUUAAGAUUUGAAAACAUUUAAUUAUAUUUUUUUUUAUGUUAAAUCAGUUUGUGUACAUUAAAACACUUAUCUUUAGAUUUUAUUAAUAUCAUUUUCUGUAUUAGAAAAAUAAGUAAAACCAUAAUUGUUUAACAAUAAAUUAAGGGUGUUUAUUUAUAAUGAAACCUAAAAUUAUUGAAGA